AUGGCCGCCGCACCAGUCAAACCGCUGGUGGCCAUCGUUGGCACGACUGGGACGGGAAAGUCCGAUCUGGCCGUUGAGAUAGCCCGCAGAUUCAAUGGCGAGAUUCUCAAUGGCGAUGCGAUGCAGUUGUAUCAAGGACUGCCUAUUAUCACCAACAAGAUCACCCAGGAUGAAAUGAAGGGGAUCCCGCAUCAUUUGCUAGGCUGUAUCGGUCUAGAAGAAGGGACUUGGACAGUAGGCAGAUUCGUGAACAAGGCAUUAGGAGUGAUUGACGAGAUCCGAAGUCGAGGAAAGCUCCCCAUCUUGGUCGGCGGCACUCACUACUACACUCAGUCAUUGCUCUUUAAGGAUACUCUUCCGGACGAAGCACUCCCCAGUACAAACGAAGACGGCCGCCGUCAAUUCCCCAUCCUUGACGAGCCCACCGGAGUCAUCCUGGAAAAGCUGAAAGAGGUGGAUCCAGUUAUGGCCGACCGGUGGCAUCCUAACGAGAGACGCAAGAUCCAGCGCUCGCUUGAGAUAUAUCUCAAGACUGGGAAACCAGCCUCGCAGAUAUACGAUGAGCAGCGGCUCAAGCGAGAGUUAUCACCUUCCGCCCCUAACAGUGAUCCUAAGGGCGAACGCACCAACGACGCAGGCCUGCGGUCUCCAACACUGGUUCUUUGGGUUCAUGCGUCAAAGGAAGUCUUGUAUCCGCGACUCGAUUCUCGCGUCGAUAAGAUGCUGGACAGAGGCUUGCUGGCUGAAGUCGAAACGCUCACUAAUUUCCGCACAUCCUGCGAAGCCCAAACAGGCCAGACUGUGGAUCAGAGCCGCGGCAUCUGGGUCUCCAUAGGGUACAAGGAGUUUCUGGAUUAUCAAACUGCACUUACUGGACGUUCGGCUUCAAGGUUGGAUCUCGCAAAUACGAAGACAGCCGCCAUCGAAAAGACACAGGCAGGCACGAGGCAAUACGCGAAACGUCAAGUCCGUUGGAUACAGAUCAAGCUUCUCAAUGCUCUCAUCAACGUUGGUCAUGGCAACAACAUCUUCCUGCUUGAUGGGACUGAUUUGUCGAAAUGGGAAUCUCAAGUCAUACAGCCAGCAAACGACAUCACCAAUCGAUUCCUCCUCGGUCAACCACUACCGGAUGCGGCGGAGCUGUCGCGGACUGCGCGCGAGAUGUUAACUCCUAAGAGAGAUUACGACCUUGCGCAGCGACCAGACCUAUGGCAGAAGAGGGUCUGCGAGGCUUGCGGCACAGUUGCGGUAACGGAGAAUGACUGGAACCUCCAUAUCAAAAGCCGCGCGCAUAGGCGGGCCGUGGGUGCGAAGAAGAAGCAAGAUAACGUCAAGGCUAGCUCGAGACCUGUCAAGGCGCCACGAGAGGAUUUAGUGGAUGUCCUUGAGAGUUACAUGGAAAACUUUCCCGACGAUGAGCGUAUGAGCUAA
Messenger RNA from Trematosphaeria pertusa, 1431 nucleotides. Its product is annotated as tRNA isopentenyltransferase. Lineage: Eukaryota; Fungi; Ascomycota; Dothideomycetes; Pleosporales; Trematosphaeriaceae. The transcript is spliced from 3 exons. Bases 1 to 1431 code for a protein of 476 amino acids. Gene Ontology annotation, cellular component: mitochondrion. Gene Ontology annotation, molecular function: tRNA dimethylallyltransferase activity; ATP binding. Gene Ontology annotation, biological process: tRNA modification. The record is from RefSeq and is a predicted model, not a curated record.